This is a messenger RNA of Megalobrama amblycephala (Wuchang bream), 5860 nucleotides long. Its product is annotated as NACHT, LRR and PYD domains-containing protein 12-like. NCBI's taxonomy places the organism in Eukaryota, Metazoa, Chordata, Actinopteri, Cypriniformes, Xenocyprididae. The record is from RefSeq and is a predicted model, not a curated record. Gene Ontology annotation, molecular function: protein binding.
GGUCACGUGAGUUCCGCACGACUCUCUCCUUCAGGAAACACUCUGGAUCGAACGCAAAAGUUUAAACUUCAUGGAUGAGAAGACGCCUUUUCAGAGACUCUCAUAAAUAUUACCGCUUUACGUUUUACUAGCAAACCAACAGGAGUCAUGUUUGCCUGACCAUCACACACAUUGUUUGACUAAAUCAGAGGAAUGUUUCACACUGCGGUUAAAGUGAAAAGGCCAGGUGUCAGUUCCUCAAUAUAAAGAAAAUAGAGAACGUUGCAUCUAAAAUGAUGCAGGAGACUCCGAGAUCUUCAUCUCCAGAACCCAACUGUGUGUCUCUGAAGAGUGACAAACCACUGCAUCAUCCUCCUGAUCUCAGUGAUGAAGCAGUGACCUCUGACCCCAGCAGAGGGAGUCAGAGAGCUUCAUCUCCAGAGCCCAGCUGUGUGUUCCUGAAGAGUGACAAAUCACUGCAUCAUUCUCCUGAUCUCAGUGAUGAACCAGUGACCUCUGACCCAAUCACUGUGUAUGGAGAUGAUCAGACUGGAGACCAUGAUUCUCCUCAAUCAGUAAUUGAUGAACUACAGAGAGUCAAAGACCGACACAAAACCAGCAUGAAGAACAAGUAUGAGAGAUUAUUUGAGGGACUGAAACUCAAGGAGAAUGAAACCCUCCUGAACAGGAUCUACACACAGCUCUACAUCAUAGAGGGAGAGAGUGAAGGAGUGAAUGAAGAACAUGAGGUUUUACAGAUGGAGAAAAAAGCCAGAACACAACACUCACAAGAAACUCCAAUCUACUGCAAUGACAUCUUUAAAGCCUCACCUGAACCAGGAUAUGAGGAGAAAGACCAAAUCAAGACUGUUCUAACUAAAGGCAUCGCUGGAAUUGGAAAAACCGUCUCUGUGCAGAAGUUCAUUCUUGACUGGGCCGAGGGAAAAGACAAUCAGGAUGUAGAUUUCAUGUUUGUGCUUCCAUUUCGAGAGCUGAACUUGAUCCAAGAUCAUCAGUACAGUCUUCACAGACUUCUGCUGGACUUUCAUCCUGAACUUCAAGAUCUGGACUCAAAGAUUUAUGAGGAGAGUAAAGUUGUGUUCAUCUUUGAUGGUCUGGAUGAAAGCAGAAUCACAGAGUUUUCAGAUGAAUUUUCAGAUGCUCAGAAAGUUUCUGGUGUGAAUGAGACUUCAUCAGUGGGUGUGUUGAUGUCAAACCUCAUGAAAGGAGAUCUGCUUCCCAAUGCUCUCAUCUGGAUCACCUCCAGACCAGCAGCAGCCAAUCAGAUCCCCUCCAAAUACAUCAACCGUCUGACAGAGAUUCAGGGAUUCAAUGAGCCUCAGAAGGAGGAAUAUUUCAGGAAGAGAAUCAGUGAUGAGCAUCAAGCCAGCAGAAUCAUCUCACACAUCAGAAGAGCAAGAAGCCUCCACAUCAUGUGCCACAUACCCGUCUUCUGCUGGAUCUCAUCCACUGUGCUUCAGAAGCUCCUGAAAGAAGAUCUGAGUGCAGCAAUCCCUCAAACUCUGACAGAAAUGUACAUCCACUUCCUGCUGAUUCAGAUCAACAUGAGGAAUCAGAAGUAUGAAGAGAAAAAAACAAAAGAACUUCUCAAGUCCAAUAGAGAAGUGAUUGUGAAACUUGCUGAAGUGGCUUUCAAACAGCUGAUGAAGGGCAAUGUGAUGUUCUAUGAGGAGGACCUGAGAGAGAGUGGCAUAGAUGUCACUGACGCCUCAGUGUAUUCUGGGAUUUGCACUGAGAUCUUUAAGGAGGAAUCUUUGAUUCUUCAGAGAAAAGUCUACAGCUUCAUUCAUCUGAGUGUCCAGGAGUUUCUUGCUGCUUUCUAUGUGUUUUACUCACAUGUGGUCAAGAACAAAGAGCCACUGCAUGAAUUCAGAUAUUAUAUAUUGAAUCAAGCCUCUCUGGAUGAUCUACUAAGAUCAGCAGUAGAUGAAGCCCUCUGGUGUAAGAAUGGACACCUGGAUCUGUUUCUGCGGUUCCUGCUGGGCGUCUCACUGGAGUCCAAUCAGAGACUCUUACAGGAUCUUCUGACACACACAGAGAACAGCUCAGAGAGCAUCAGGAAAACCACACAAUACAUUAAAGGCAAGAUCAAAGAUAAAUUGAAUCGUUAUCAUCUAUCAGCCGAUACAUCCAUGAACCUGUCUCUCUGUCUGCUGGAAAUGAAAGAUCAGACUCUGUCCAGAGACAUUCAGGAGUUUGUGAAAUUAGACAAAUAUUCAGAGGAGAAACUCUCUCCUGCUCAGUGUUCAACAAUCUCCUACAUGAUUCAGAUGUCAGAGGAGGUUCUGGAUGAACUGGACGCCACGAAAUACAACACAUCAGAUGAGGGUAGAAGAAGACUGAUACCAGCUCUGAUCAACUGCAGAAAAGCUCUCCUUACUGGCUGUAAUAUCACUGGUCAGGAUUGUGAAAUUAUGACAUCAGCUCUUCAAUCCUCAAACUGUGUCCUGAGAGAGCUGGAUCUGAGUAACAAUUACCUGGAGGAUUCAGGAGUGAAGCUGCUCUCUGAUGUACUGAAGAGUCCAAACUGUCAGCUGCAGAUACUGAGGUUGUCUGGCUGUAUGAUGACAGAGGAAGGCUGUGGUUAUGUGUCUUCAGCUCUGAGUUCAAAUCCAUCACGUCUGAGAGAGAUUGAUCUGAGUAACAAUGAUCUGCAGGAUUCAGGAGUGAAUAUUUCUGAUGGACUGACAAGCCCAAACUGUCGGCUGCACACACUGAGGUUGUCUGGCUGUAUGAUGACAGAGAAAGGCUGUGGUUUUGUGUCUUCAGUUUUGAUUUCAAACCCCUCAUACCUGAGAGAACUGGAUCUGAGUAACAAUGACCUGCAGGAUUUAGGAGUGAAGAUUAUUUCUAAUGGACUGAUAAGCCCAAACUGUCAGCUGCACAUACUAAGGUUGUCUGGCUGUAUGAUGACAGAGGGAGGCUGUGGUUAUAUGUCUUCAGCUUUGAGCUCAAACCCCUCACACCUGAGAGAGCUAGACCUGAGCAGCAAUGACCUGCAGGAUUCAGGAGUGAAGAUUAUUUCUGAAGGACUGAAGAGUCCAAACUGUCAGCUGCAGAAACUGAAGUUGUCUGGCUGUAUGGUGACAGAGGAAGGCUGUGGUUUUGUGUCUUCAGCUCUGAGUUCAAACCCCUCACACCUGAGAGAGCUGGAUCUAAGCUACAAUCACCCAGGAGAUUCAGGAGUGAAGCUGCUCUCUGACAAAUUGAAGGAUUGCUCACUGCAGAUACUCAAUGUGGAUCAUUGUGGCGAGUUCAGAAUUACAGCAGGACCACAAAAAUAUGCCUGUGAUCUCACACUGGAUCCAAACACAGCAAACACUCGUCUCAUUCUGUCUGAGGAGAACAGGAAGGUGACUCGUGUGUUUCAGGAUCAGUCGUAUCCUGAUCAUCCUGAGAGAUUUGAUGUUACUCCUCAGGUUCUGUGUGGAGAGAGUCUGACUGGACGCUGUUACUGGGAGGCUGAAUGGAGCAGAGGUGCUGAAAUAUCAGUGACAUAUAAAAGAAUCAGCAGGAAAGGAGAGAGUGAAGACUGUGUGUUUGGAUACAAUGACAAAUCCUGGAGUCUGGAGUGCUCUAAUAAAAGUUUCUCUGCCCAUCACAAUAAGAACAGCACUAAGAUACCUGUAAUCAGUUCAUCCUCUAAGAGAGUAGGAGUGUAUGUGGACGUGUUGGCCGGCACUCUGUCCUUCUACAGCGUCUCUGACACACACACACUCACACACUUACACACAUUCAACACCACAUUCACUGAACCCCUCUAUGCUGGAUUUGGGGUUCAUUAUUAUAAAUCCUCAGUGUAUCUGUGUGACAUUAAACAACAUCCUUUGAGAAACGACAGUGAUACACACACAACCAGGUUCUCUGACUCCAAACCUUCUGGGCUCAAUAUUCACCCACUGCUGAACUGCCAGUCUUGUGUCCAUAUUGCUGAUUCUGAUCAGUGGGUUCAGAUUGAGCCGUCGGCCUGUACAGAUGGAGGGUCAAAGUUCAGGGUCAGCACUGACCCAGGCCGAUACGAGUGUGUCAGGACCAGAAUGCGAUGGGUCUGUGACUGUGACGUCACCCUUCAGUACUGUACUGUAGACGGACACUUCCUCAACAAAGAGCUGGAGAGGCUGCAGUGUAACCGGAUCGGUCCAGUGAUUGACGUGACGGUGAUCUCAGGGAAACUGGAGGAAGUUCAUCUGCCCCAUUACGCCUGUUUAGGAGAGUCUGACCCCUCUCUCAAAGAUGCUGUGAAAGUCCUCAGCGUAAAAGACGAAGGAAUAACCACAGAACCUGUGCAGUUGACCCGAUUCCAUGCUAAGAUUGUCCAACCAUCCUUCUCUCUUAAAACAUUAAUAAUAAGUUGGAUAAUGCAAGUAGAUGAACACUGUGAUCUUCUUCUCUACAUGCAUUCUAAAGUUCCUCUCAUUCUACAUGUCUACUUUUUCCCAUUUGAUGAUUGUGCAAAAGAAAAAGUUGAGAAGGAGGAAAAGUCAAGUUGUCCAAUCCUGCAUCCCAGACCUGACAGGCCAUUUCGGAUGAAAACGCCACACAUUCUUGACAUUUCUGGUGCCUUGACUAUCCAUCCCAAAGAAGGGAUCACACUCAGAAGAGAAACUCCUCCAAACUACUUCAAGGUCACAACACGUCUGGAGAAUGAUCUUCAAAUGACUCUUAUCAGAGAAGAGGAUAAGGAGGAGGUCUGGACUGCAACAAUUUUGAAAGAUGAACUUGAUCUGAUAAAUCCAAAGAGAGAUGAGCCAAAUUUGAAUAGCGAAGCAGUGCAGAUGAGCAGUAACACUCCCACUGGAGACAGUGUUGAUGUAACAGCUGACACGGGUGCAAGUGUAAACGCUCCUGUACUCACAAGAAACACUAUCACGGGCCCAGUACACAUCAACUACAUCUUAAACCCUGCAGUACACAAUGCGGCAACAAGGAUCAAUGAAGACUCGGCUACAGAGGACAGUAAAUCUGAAAACUGAAACCAUCAUCCGUCACAUCAGGAAAUCCAGGAGUACAUCAUGUGUCACAUCCCCAUCUUCUGCUGGAUCUCUCACUGUUCUUCAGCCUCUGCUGGCUUGAGAGACCAACAACUCUCACAGAGAUGUACACAAACUUCUUGUGUCCAGUGGCACAACACUUUUUAGAAUUAAGACAUUUGACUUUGCAGUACGUUGGUGUUGAAGAUGUUAAACUUCCUCGAUGUGGGGGUGAUAUAUAUAAAAAAAGAUUUUAAAACGUGAAGCAUAUUGGAUUUACACUUUGAAUCCAUUAUAAUCUAAUGGUCUCAAUGAAGAAUUUGAUAUUCAGCCUUUUCUUUAAUUAUGUUAUUGAUCUGUAUGUGUGGAUUUAUUGCAUUAUGUUCGUUAUGUUGUUGGUAUUUUUUUUGUUUUCUUGCAGUCAUUUUCUGAUUGAAAUUUUUUGAUUGAUUCAUAUUUUCAGGUAUUUCUUGAUAUGUAUAUGUUUGUUUUCAGCUAAUUGAUGUUUUCACUUUUAUUCUAGUUAUGUGAUUUGUUUGUUGCCCUUUUUUUUUGUCAUGUGGGAUUAUGUGAUACGGGUUUGUGUGUAUAAGGGCAUAUAUUCAUAUAUCCUCUCCCAUGGCCUCAUGGGAUAGGAAAGUGUCCAUCAUUUGCAAACUUCAGAAUCUCGCCAGAUGUAGCAGGUCAUCCGUGUACGUUUUGAUAUUGUUUUAUGAGUACUGUGAAUUCAGACACACUUCUUUUGUCUCAGUGUUUUUCACCUACUCAAUAGUAGGGAAGCAUGUGAUUUUAGAUGCAGCUCUUGUGUUCAUUGACUGAUGAAGAGCCAUUAGGCUCGAAGCAUCACCUGUGGUGAGAACAUAAAAUAAAUAUUUUUCUAUUUUUGGUGA